CUACCACUCGCGAGUUGUUUUCAACUUUUUUAUAUGUGGUUUGGAGUCAAGAUCGAGUGUUGAUUUCACGUAAUUUCUCACACACGUAGAAUAUUUAUCUAUAAAAGAAAUUUCUUAAUUUAAAAAAUGGUAAAUAAUUAAUAAACUCUUUUUGGUUUUUCAUUUUAAAAUAUGCUUGGUAAAUUUUAAAAUUUAAAUACCUAAAGUUAAAGUGCCUAAAUUUAUUAUCAAUAUAUCUUAUUUUGUGAUUAGACCAAAAUUACCGUAAUGAUCCUAAUGCCAUUUAUUUAGCAAGUAAUAUAAUUUAAUAUAAAAUUAUAGUUAUAAAUUAAUAAUUGCUGAAUGCUCUCUAUUUACUUUCUUAGUCUAAGGGUACAACAAUCAAAGAAGCAUUGGCAAAAUUUGUAAGUAUCUUAAAAAAUUUCAAUUUUUCUAAGUCAGUUAAAGACAUUAAGUCAUUAAGGUUAAGUGGUUGUCAAUUUUAGAUGGGAUUUUACUUUUACACUAGAGAAUGGGCUGAAAAAAAGCAAUAAUAAAAUUUGAGUGCUGUAUAAAGCAAUAGUAAUAGUCAGAGUUGUUAGAGUGCUACCCAAAGGGGAUUUAAACAUGCACAGUGAGUGAGUCAGGUAAAAUAUAAACAGUAUUUCUUACAGCCAUUUCUCUGUGGGGGCAUCCCCCCCCCCCCCCAAGCAAGUCAAGUGCCCCCCCCUUGGAGAAAAUAUGUUUGAUAAAAAAAAACAACAACUAAAUUGUGUCAUGUUUAAAAAGAAAAGUAACCAGUGCCUUAAGCCCAUAACAAUGAGUAGAACCUAUGAAAAUCAAUACACUCUAUACAUUUUUUAUUUUAAAAAAUGUUUAUCUUUUUACUUGGAAUUGACAGGAUUGCUUAUACUUAAAAAAACAAGCUAGUCUUUUGCAGUGUUAUGCAUUAACGAUAUUAUUUUUUAUGGCUGAAAUUUGUGGGAUGUUUUGUUUCUAGUCAAGACAGUUCAUAUCUGAAAUUCAAUAAACAUCUUAAGUCAAGUCUUAAGAACUUGGUUAUCAAAGACAGAAUGUUUUUUAAUACUUCAAUAAAUAAAUUUUGUGGCAAUAACAUUCGCUACUUUGUUAAUUUAUUCUGCUUAAAACAUAAAAACACCAUAAUUCAGUUAUUGUGUAUUUUCACACAAAUGAAACAGGAAGAAAAGAAUGGCAAAGCUAGUGAAUGCAAAGAGGUUAAACUAAUUGGCAUUUGUCCUCCUAUUGAGAAAAUGGAUGCUUCUUUAUCAACUCUCACAAACUGCGAGUAAGUAAGAUUAAUAAAAGGCUUAAAUAUCUAGUGACAAAAAUCAGGUAGCCAUAAAUAACCAGUUUAUUUAUUUGCAAUCUAUAAUAAUUUAACUUAUGGUCAAUAAAUGAGCAUUUGUACAAAUUCACAAAGUAUUUUUUCCAGCUGCUGCAACUUAUUUCUGUGAAUAACAGCCAUUUUGUAUAGUAGGCUUACCAUGUUUUGCAGUUACAUGGAGAAGAACCUCAUACCUCAGCAAUCUAUUUUUUUCCAGUGCAUUACUCAAUUACAUUUUCUCUUUUUUUAUAAAAGAAAAAACAAAUUAAAUGAAAUUGAAGUUUUAACUUAAAUGGUUAUUCUAAGCUUUACCUUUGAAUUUGUAUGUAACUGAUGAUUCAAUGUUUUCACUAUGUUUCAAAUAGGAGGUUGUCAUUGUCAACAAAUGCAAUUGAGAAAAUUGCCAACCUCAAUGGUCUAAGUAAGUGUAUACUAUUGUUAAGACAUAAGUGUAGGCCUAAUUUAGCCACUACCACUUGUCUCCCCUUUGCUUUGAUAUUGUCAUCACCAAUUAAAUGUGCAGUGCCACUCCUUUUAUCCACCCCUCCUUUCUUGAGAAAAGGUUGUUUACUUUCGAAACAUUCUACUUGUGUUGUCAGGUGAUGCAAUUUCUAAAUUUUCUUAUUUCUAUAGUGUUCUGAUUUAAUUCAUAUAUAUACAUAGGCCUGCAACUUUUCUAGCUGUAUUUCCUUUACGUUUACGAGACGUUAUAUAAUUGCAAUAUUUUAUGUUUGUGUGUAAAUUAAUAUUUGUAUUUUUUGAGGAGUGUAACUUUUCUCUUGCUGUGGUGUAAAUUCGUACAGUUUUUUUGUUUCUGUAUUUGAAUUUGUAUUUUUAUAGAAAUUUAGUUGUGUAAUCGAAAUGAACUAACUUUGAUAUUGUUUUCAUUUGUAUAUUAGUUUUUAAUUCUUUUGUUACAUAUGGUUCAUUCUACUAGCCAAAUCUUAAAGCAGAUUUAAUUUUCAAAACCAUAUAAUUUUAAAUGGUACAUAACAGUACUCAUGGAAUUGUCUAAAUAGGUUCAAUAGGGCUUGUCAUUUAAUGGCGGAAAUCUAUUAAUAGAACUGAUGUCACCAUUACUGAUCAUCCGGGUACUCAGCGCUGACAAAAUGUCAACACUGUUCAGUAUUACUAUGUUAGCGAAGUGUCCCUGAAACUUGUUUACAACUCUAUUUUACGAAAUAUUUUAUACAUUUUUUUUUUACUUCUGUUUUCUCAAAUGUGACUUCAUUGCGUGAACGUCAUAUGUAACAGUAACUCUAGAUACAAGGAUCGCCCGAACACACUAUAAGAUGCCAUGUUUUAAGCAAUAUUUGUCCGCGGACCUUCUAAAAAUAGUACGCUAUGACGUUUUCCGGUCUUAGAAAUGACAAAGCCUAUUGCUUAUUUUGCCAUCUACUGCAAGUGCAACAACCUAAUUAAAUUUAGUAACUAAUUUUAAAAGUUUGAAAUAAAAAAAAGGAUACAAUAUUUACUCGUAGCACUGGUGUUAGAAAACAUGUUGUACUCCAGCAGACUGAAGUAACCCUAAUAGUGGGCAUCAAAAUAUUCUAAAAUAUUGAGCAGCAUUCAUGUUUUUGAAAAAAGAGUACAAAACUAAGUCUGAUAUCCUGUGCUCUGUCUUGUAAAACAGAUUUUAUCCUAUUAUUUAAAUAUUCAAUUUUCACUAUUUUUACAGAAAAUUUGAAAAUAUUGUCUUUGGGCAGGAAUAACAUAAAAAGUUUGACAGGAUUGGUAAGCACAUUUUUAAAAUAAAAUUGUGCUAAAAAUUUAACUUUAAAAAAAAAAUUGUUACCAGCAUUAGUGUUUUUAUCAAUAAACAUCAACUUCAUUAAAAUUCUACUUUGUUAUUAUUAUUAUUAUUCAUCUUCCAUACAGUAAAUUUAAUGCAAAUAUUUUGAAUAAUGUGUUUGAUGAAAUAUAUGCCAAUGAGUAUUUAAUAAACAAGUAAUUGAGAUGUUCAUAUGAUUAUGAGUUUUGCAGCAGUUUAUAAGACUAAGGUUUGUAAAUGUUUAUUUGGAAUGUCUUUCCACAGGAAGCAGUGGGAGACACAUUAGAACAGCUUUGGAUCUCCUACAAUUUAAUAGAGAAACUAAAAGGCAUCAAUGUUUUAAAGAAGUUGAAGGUUUUCUACAGUUGUCUUUUUUUAUAUAUUCAUAUUUUAUUUCUUGAUGAGCUUCAAGAGCUACAUAAUUUAUUUAACUAAUUAGCUUAUUCCCAUUUCUCUCAAGAAACAACAUUAGGGUACUCAAAUUCUUAUCAUCAUAACCUAAAAGUAAGAUUUUAAGACAGAUGAAUAAUGUCAUGGUUGCUCAUAGAUUGUUGUUCGUCCGUCGAAGUCGACAAGUACCAUCGAAUCAUCCGGUUAGGGGCGGGCGGAGGGGUUGGGAUUACGGUGAGCUCUUAGGUGGCUUGUUAGACCGAUCCUUGCUCGGAAUAAUCUAUGACACCGUGGGCAUGGAAUAGUUGCUUCAUAGAUAGAUAGAUGAUGUCAUGUCUGGUCAUAUAAAAUUACAUGAUUUCAUGGCUGUUCAUAGACAUAAAUCAUGAGGUGGCGGCUCAUAUACAGAUACAUGAAACAACACUGAAUCCCACAUGACUGCUAAUUUUUCCUAGCCUUGCUAAAGCUUAAAAACAAAGUUGAAAAACUGAUUGUGAAAUAAUAAUCCACAUACGUUUUUCAAUUAUUAAUCAAUACUAUUUUUUAAAGUCUUAUAUUCGUGAAUGACUUCAAACAUAUAUAGUCAUACAAAGUAAUUUGUUAUCGUAAAUUCUUUUCUUAAAUUUUUAAAAUUAGUUACAAUUUAUUUAUUUUAAAAUUUGGUUUUUUUUAGCAUUUUAAAUUAAAACUAUAUUUUUUUUUUAAUAUAGAUCUUCAUAAUAUAAACACUCAAUAAAGUUGCUAAAAUUUCUUUACAAUGCUACACAUGAAAAGUCAAAUUUGUUUUUAUUUAAGAUUCUGUGGAUGUCCAAUAACAAAGUUGGUGAAUGGUCAGAGUUCAACAAAUUGGUGAGUUGACCCAUGUAGAUCGGUCAUGUAGGUGGCUGUAGAAGAUGGAUCAUAUGUUUUUCCUUUGAAUGUCAAAAAAAUGUGUAACACUGGUAAUCAAGAAAUAUCAAAAUUUCUGAAUAUAUUACAAUAACCACAAUAUAGUCUAUAUUUUAUUAAAACGGUUUUUUUUGUUUUUGUUUUUUUUAAGGCCGAGAUGCCUUGUCUUGAAGAUCUUCUUUUUGUUGGUAAGUUGCUUGAAGGUGAAUUUACAAAGCUUAACAAUAAUACAAUAUACUUAUUAAAUGCACAUGAUGUAUCCAAUCUUACAAGAUUGAAUAUAAAACUUUAUUUACGAGAGAAUAAUUGACUAGCAUUAAAAAAUCAAAACGUUAUCUGAGUGCUACUGUGUGUUGCAUUGUACAACUGUUGAAAUUAUUGCAUGCUCAUUGCUUUCUGUUUUAUCUAUUAAAUUUAUUGUUGACCCAAUUAAUGUUCAGCUAAUCAUCAACACAAUUAAUGUUAGUAAUCUUUAACUCCUUUAAUGUUCAGUUUAUCAAUGAUUCCAUUAAUGUGCAGGUAAUCCCCUUGAGGAAAAACAUUCAUCUGAUGGAACAUGGAAAGAUGAGGUAGCUAAGAAACUCCCUAAAUUGAAGAAAUUGGAUGGUAAGCUAAGAGUUUUUUUUUUUACAUGCUAUAAAAGUAGAUUAUAUUAUCAUAUUUUUCAAAUACAUUUAUUGUUUCCAGUUAUUAGAUCAAAUCAGUGACAUAGUUUUCAAGCACUUGUGUUUUUUCAAGAAACUUUAUCUGCCACUAAAUUUGAAAAAUGGGAAACUGAAACUAUUAUCAUGGGUUGAACAGUUCUUUAAGGAAUGUUUUUGAAAUCGUUAAAUUAAAUUUAGAAGUUUGUUAGGUUCGUUCCACAUUGAGACAUACCAGGUGCAUCAAUUUCCUUUUUUCUUCCCAGGUGUCCCCAUUGUACGGCAAGAGGAGGAGGAAUAACUAAACUAAAUAUUGGUUGGAUUAACAGAGAGUAUCACUUGCCAUGAAUACAUUUAAAUGAUUUGUGAUUGUGAUCAGAAAUUUAAAUUUGUUUGAAUGAUAUGAAGCUGGCAUGCAGAAUAACUGUAAAAAGAAUGUGAAAUUGAGAGCUUCGUUUGAAUGGAAAUUAUAGUGAAAUUUAAUUGCAGAUGUUAUGGGAAAAUAAUUGCUUGUAAACAUUUUACAAUUCAUCGCUUGGUGGAUAUUGACUGUUUUUGUUAGAAACUGUAAAUUAAAGUCAUUCUUAAAAUAAUAUUUGUAAAAAUACCAUUUACCGGUUCAUAAUAAUUCUGAGAAAUGAAAUGGACAGCAGUCUUGAUUUGCCAGAACAAAGGUUUUUAUAGUAACUAAAGAUCUCUUUAUACCAUUGUCUAAAAUAUUGGUCCCAAAUCCUUACUCUUGCUGCACUUGCAUGCAACUAUUGUCAAUUAUAUAUAUUUUCAUUAUAUCCAUUAAAGACAUUUUGCUCCAGUUAACAAUUGUAAAAAAUUUAUGCAUUUGGUCAUAUCAUUUCACAUCAUCUCAUCAGUAUUUUUAGCAUAGCCUGAUGUUAAAAUGCCCGAAAGAUUUUCUGUGAAUUAUAUUUUCCCCUUUCAGAACUAUUAAUUAUGACAGUUUGGUUCAUUGCAUAAAUGUGUUAAUGAUUAAAAGUCAGCUCUAUUCAUUAUUCAU
Lymnaea stagnalis (great pond snail) is the source of this 6026-nucleotide messenger RNA. The record is from the annotation of a GenBank genome assembly. NCBI's taxonomy places the organism in Eukaryota, Metazoa, Mollusca, Gastropoda, Lymnaeidae.